Molecule: messenger RNA, 3621 nt
Organism: Symbiodinium natans
Lineage: Eukaryota; Dinophyceae; Suessiales; Symbiodiniaceae
Source: the annotation of a GenBank genome assembly
AUGGCAGCCACAGAGGUUCUCGCACAGAUUGGCCAUGCUGCUAUGCUCGGCAAUGCAGGGUUGCAGAGGAAGAGGCUGUCAGAGUUCCUCCAUGCCGCUGCGGCAUCCCCUUCAGCAGCCAAGUGGCCCACGACUUCGGAGGUGGCUUCUGGCGACUUCGUCGAAAGCUUGUUGCAAAGGCCAGUACAAGACCCAGAGCUGCGUGGGGCUGUUCCGGGCGCGAGCGGGCUGUUCCCUCAUCAGGUUGCGACGGUUGCAUGGAUGCAAACCAUCGAGCAAAGAGGAGCACAACGUCUGCAGGUGGCGCCUCUGCGCUUCGCAGGCACCAGCCUGGGUUCCUCGUAUGACUUGCCCCUCCCUUGCGGUGGUGUGGUGGCACACCCGCCCGGUUCAGGCAAAACGCGCAUUGUAGCGGCCUUCGCUGCGCAGGGUGACCGAGCGCAGGCACUUCAGAGUCGAGGCUCCGACCGUCCGGCCGAAGUGAGGAGUUGGGUGAGCUGGAUGCAGUGGCUUUGUGGAGAUCGGGCGCAGCACACAGAGCCCCGCGAGGCGGCAGUGGCGGCGCAGCUUCAGCUUCCACAGCCCAAGAAGACCUUGAUUGUGUGUCCUGCUCAUCUUUGUCGUCAGUGGCAGGAGGAACUGGAAGGUCAAGGUGCUUUGCAAGCCGAGGUUGCAGACUAUGAGUCUGUGGAGCGCACUGUCUUCGAAACUGGCAAGUGGAAGCGGCUAGUGAUUGAUGAGCCCCAGGACUGCCCUGGAUCAGAGAACUGGCAGUCUUUGCUGGCCCUUGCCGAUGGCUUCCGCGACGAUGGGGCUGCCAUCUGGCUGCUUUGCGGUACUGCCCCUUCCCAUCUGGAUUCCAUUGGGCCGCUGCUGCUUGGCCGACGCAACUGGCAUGUGGCCUGGCGCCAGGCAGAGUGGACAGGCUUCCCGCAGCUCGCGCACCUGAUCCGGAGCCGCUUCCUGGCAGAUCCUCCCUGGGCUUGCCUGCCUCGACCGGCCCUGGAGUGGCACGACGAGGCCGUGGUGUUACGGCCCCGGGAAAGCACCGACGCUGCUGUGGCCAACCUUGCCGGAUUCGUGCUGGACAGCAUCUUGCUUCUCUCGUUUGGCGCUGGCACGGCCUUUGCAGCAGCUCAGGAGAGAGACCAACUGCUGCUGCAGAUGGGUUGGCACAACUGUGUUGGCACGUCGCUUUUGCCGCCGGCAGAGCACACCUUGGCUGACUGGGAGGGUACUGUGGCGCAGCGCAGCCAGCAGAAGCUGGAGAAGCUUGCAGAGGAAAUUGCCAAACUAGAGGCGACGGAGAGCCAGCAGGGCUUGCGUUAUCAACUUGCAGGGGGCGAUGCUGCCAUGGCUCCAGACUUGUCCUUCCUGGCUGUGGAGACUGUGCGUGUGCAUGUGGAAGGACUGCCGGAUGGUGACGCGUCCGAGCCCGCUUGUGCUGCGGAGUGGAAUGCUCUCCUGCCAAGCCGUGGCUACACAGGUGCUGUCGCCCGAGGAGUUGGCGAAGCGGGCUGCGUUGCUUUGUAUGAUGAGCCUGCAGACGGCGACUUUGCUUCUGCCGCCAGUUCUGCGCAGGCGGCAGGCGCCAUCGCUGUGAUCUUUGCUGCUGCUGGGUCAGAAAGACCGUUUGGUUACCCUCACGAGCGAGCGCCACCAGGCAUCCCAGCCUGCAUGGUCAGCCGACGUCUAGCACAUUCCCUUUUCUCUUGUGUGGCUGCCAAUCGGCCAGUCACAGCGCAAGUUCUUCUGCUUGCCCAGGAAAGCCCCGAGGACGACAAGGAUGUGGAGGAAGGCCUUGUCUCGGCCUUUAUCGCAGACGAUGCCGUGGACACCGCACUGCACAGACAGCUGAAGGCUUUGCGGGGGGAGCGCGAUCGCUGUGAGCGUUCUCUCCGAUUUGCCAGACAGAUGCGGGCGCUUCUGGAGAGGAACGAGGCGCACUGCCCGGUGUGUUUCCAGUCUGGAGCAGAGACGGAAGCCUUUGCGGUGCUUCCUGACUGCUUUCACAUUCUGUGUCGUUCUUGCUUGGAGCAGCAGGCUGGAAUGGAUCCAACCUUUGGCUGUCCGAUGUGCCGCACGUCAGUCUUUCGUUUGGAUGUGGUCGUCUUCCGCGCACCUGGCAGGGCCGAGCUCGGUGAGGCUGUUGAGGCUGAAGGAGGCUCUCCGGCGAUGCAGCGCAGCAGCGAGAAUGCCGUUGAUGGCAUUGGGAGCAACCUUGAAGCUCAGGUCCUCCCGUCGAAGCUGCAACGCUUGCUGUCGCUGCUGAGGGAGCUCUUGGCUUCCGGGCCAGAGGAGCGUGUUCUUGUUUACACGCAGUGGGCUACGCACGUGGUCUAUUUACAAGAGGUGCUGCAGCAGCAGGGUGUGCCUGCUUUGGCCCUGGUGGGUGAGCUGCGCGAGACCAUGGACGUCCUGAGUCGCUUCGGGAGCCUCAAUGAGCCGAGGGUGCUGCUCCUCUCCAGCCAGCGACAUUCUUCUGGCAUCAAUUUGCAGAUGGCGCGGCACGUGGUGAUCGUGCAUCCCUACUGCACGCCGACAGCUACAAGCCAGGACUCCAUCUCCCGACUUCAGAUGUUGGCAUUUGAGGCACAAGCCAUUGGUCGUGUGCGGCGAUAUCCACAAAAGAAGGCCGUGCAUGUCCACCGCUUGUUUGCGGUGGGUUCCGUGGAGGAGGAGCUUUAUGCCGGAAGGUCGUCGCAGCACAUGCGUGGAAGGUUGGAUGGCGUGUGGGAAAAGAGCGGCGGCACAGACUUCAAGAUCGUUUUAGAUCCGGCCUUUGCCACCAUUCAAGUCAUUCCACAAGCCUCGUGUGAGCCGUUUCGGCUGUCUCAUUACAGUAUGACGUCGAUGUGCGGACACAUGAAUCGCGAGAACUGGAUGGUUCAGUUCGACCUGCUUGUCCUAGACCUGGAUGAGACGCUGGUGCGAGUUUGCUGCAAGGGCGUCCACCACAAUCGGAACCUGAGAGUCGUUGACUUCCGCGUGCCGAUCGAAGUGGGAGCUCUGCCGAAAGCCACGACGUUCGACUGCGGAGUCGCCUUGCGGCCUGGUUUGGAGAGCUUCAUGGAGUGGAUCAAGGAGAGACGGCGAGAAGGGCUGAUUGAAGGUCCGUGGAUCUACACGACCUCCACGCCGAACUACACUAAGGCCCUGAUGCGCCACGUGGAUCCGGGAGGUCGCAUCUUUGCGAUGCGAGUCCUGACCAGGGACAAAUGUAAGCCGUGCACAAUUCCAGGGUUUUUCCUCAAGGAGAUGUCCCAGAUCCCGUCGAAAUACGACGCGGAGGAUGCGACUGAACAGCAGCUGCUGCGUCGCAGGGUGCUGGUGGACAACAGUCCGGUGUCGUGCGUUCUACAUCCCCAUGGAUCCGUUUUGGUCCGUGACUGGUUGGGCGAGGGCGCGGAUGACAAUGAGCUGCCUCGCGUGCAGCGUCUGCUGGAGGCUGUCCUCGAAGAUGACGGCGAGAGUGAGGCCGCCUACCACUGCUUGUUGCCCAUGCCACCCAGUUCAGCUAUGCAGGGUAGAUCCACCCGGGACGCUUGGGAAGUGAUCAUUCUGCGGAAGGCCAUGCCCAGCACUUGGCACCAGCAAUCCGCUUUGUUUCCGGCAGGCUGA